AUGACUUCCGAUGUGCAAGGGGCUCCAAACCGCAGAUUGAUGGUGGACAGUAAAAAUGAUCUCAACCUAGCUGCCCAAGGGAAUUUCUCAAAAACCCCAUUCAGCCAAGCGAAGAGCAUCCUGGAGAGAUUAAUCGAAGCAAAGAGAUCGUAUGAAACCUCCCGCGGCCAGUGCAGACGAGGAGCGGUGCACGCAGCAGAGGCACGAAGCGACGAGAAGCUGGAGGCUCGAUUUGAGCAGAUGGAGAAGAAGUUGCUAGAAGCAGUAGAGAAGUCCAGAGCGCCUCUACUGCCCGCUCCCAAGGAGAAGACGUAUGUGCCACCACCACCAGAGGAGCACCAUUAUUAUUACUGCAAGUUUCCUCCUGAAGCGGAACCACAGACUCAAGUGAACGCUGUCGGCCAUUGGAACCUAAAUGGCAACUGGACCCAAGGAAAGCAGAGGGAUGUUCCAUGGAGAGAUCAUCCAAAUUUCAGGUGGAGUGAUCAAAGCCCAAGCCAACCGCCUCAACCAUCUACGCAACAGAUACAACCCUCCGAAGCGCAUCCCAAUUGGCCCGCACGAAAACAAGAAAGACCAAACAAUGGAGGAAAUAGAAUGCAGGGUGGUCAAGGGAACUGGUCAGGCGGACCUCAAGGGAAUUGGUCAAUCAGCCCCCAGGGUAACUGGUCUAGUGGAGGACAGCCAAAUUGGUCAGGCAGACAUCAAGGCCCCCAGCCAAGCAACUCCAGAAGGCAACCGAACAAUCAAGUGGUGAGCUAUGUUCCGCCACAUCAAAGGGGAAAUCAGCAGCACCCAGGGAACCAACAAUACCAUCAGCCCCAGUAUCAGCCAGAGCACUACGGUCCAUCAGACUUCCCAUAG
Messenger RNA from Salvia splendens (bonfire salvia), 864 nucleotides. RefSeq names its product basic salivary proline-rich protein 4-like. The coding region runs from base 1 to 864 and encodes 287 amino acids. The transcript has a single exon. NCBI's taxonomy places the organism in Eukaryota, Viridiplantae, Streptophyta, Magnoliopsida, Lamiales, Lamiaceae. The record is from RefSeq and is a predicted model, not a curated record.